AUGGCAUACAAGUUAACAGCCCUUUUCCUACUUACACUUUUCCUCAUUUCCACAACUACUCCAUUAGCCCAUGGAGUUCUCAUCAAUGGCCAAAAACUUUUUGGGCUUAAUAUACAUGGAAGUGUAUUUUGUUCAACAACAGGGAAUCCACCAGGCCCAGGUAUUGCUGGAGUAAAUGUUAGAAUUUCAUGCAAUGGAGGUAAAACAAGCCUAGCCCAAGUGUUAACUGAUGCUAAUGGCUUCUUUCAAGUUGUACUCACUGCAUUGGAUGGCAUACUGUUUGAUCUAAAUUCAACACCCUGUGAAGUGUUUGUUGAUACUCCAAUUGCUAAUUGUGGAGUUGAUUUACCAAAAGGAGUACUAAGGGCACCAAUUAGCAUUGUUGGUAACCUUAUUCAAACUUUGCUUGGACUUAUUGCUGACACUACUUGUGGACCAUUUCAGUACGUUAAAAUUUAA
This is a messenger RNA of Lycium barbarum (goji berry), 459 nucleotides long. RefSeq lists its product as uncharacterized. NCBI's taxonomy places the organism in Eukaryota, Viridiplantae, Streptophyta, Magnoliopsida, Solanales, Solanaceae. The coding region runs from base 1 to 459 and encodes 152 amino acids. The transcript has a single exon. The record is from RefSeq and is a predicted model, not a curated record.